Molecule: messenger RNA, 1440 nt
Organism: Hirsutella rhossiliensis
Lineage: Eukaryota; Fungi; Ascomycota; Sordariomycetes; Hypocreales; Ophiocordycipitaceae
Product: prp19/Pso4-like domain-containing protein
Exons: 5
Coding region: 1-1440 (479 amino acids)
Biological process (GO): protein ubiquitination; DNA repair; mRNA splicing, via spliceosome
Cellular component (GO): Prp19 complex; U2-type catalytic step 1 spliceosome; cytoplasm
Molecular function (GO): protein binding; ubiquitin protein ligase activity
Source: RefSeq, a predicted model, not a curated record
AUGCUUUGCGGAAUUUCCGGCGAGGCGCCGCAAGAGCCCGUGGUGUCCAAAAAGUCCGGGGUCGUCUACGAAAAGCGCCUGAUCGAGAAUUACAUAAAUGAGCGUGGUACCGAACCGGGAACGGGCCAGGCUCUUGCCCCCGAAGACCUGUUGCCCGUCAAAUCGUCGGCCGUCGUCCGCCCGCGUCCGCCCACCAUGACCUCGAUCCCCGCCCUGCUGGCUACAUUUCAGAAUGAGUGGGACACGAUGGCGCUCGAGACGUAUAACCUCAGGGAACAGCUGGCGCGAACGCGGGAAGAGCUGGUCAUGGCCCUGUACCAGCACGACGCUGCUGUUCGCGUCAUCGCGCGGCUGACGAGGGAGCGUGACGAGGCGAGAGAGUCGUUGAGCAAGGUCACGGUCACGGGAACCGCGCCGGGCGGAGAGGAAAUGAUGAUUGACAGCGUCGAAACGCUCCCCGAGGAGCUGGCGGAGCGCGUCGACGAGAUCCACCAGAGCCUCACAAAAGGACGCAAGAAGCGGCCGGUCCCCGAGGGCUGGGUCACUGCAGACGAGAUCACGACGUUCGAGAGCGAGGCCUCCAACGACCUCCCCCUGUCGCAAGCCACCUCUCUCGUCCUUGAGGGAGACUAUGCCGCAGUGGGAGGCCUUAAGGGCGUGGCGGCUUUGUACUCGCUCCAGGCGGACGCCAUCGAGCGGCAAAUUCCCGUCGACCAGCCAGUCACGGACGCACUAUGGGUGGGAACGAAGCUCAUGUUUGCGACGAUCCAGGGUGCCAUCAAAGUGUACGAAGGUGGCAACGAGGUGGCAUCGGUCUCCAAGCACGACGGCCCUGCUACGGCGCUGAGCUCGCAUCCCGGCGGAGAGAUCUUGGCCUCGGUAGGAACCGACAAGCGUAUCGUGUUUUACGAGAUGAGCUCGAUGAAGGUGGUUAGCAGCGUCUAUACCGAUGCCUCUGCAGCUUUGACGACAUGCGCCUUUCAUCCUGAUGGCCACCUCUUCGCUGCUGGCACGAUGGCGGGCGAGAUCAAGCUCUUCAUGACCAAGACGCUGGAGCAGGCGGCCGUCUUCAGUCUGGGUGCGCCGAUAGAGGCCAUUGCGUUUUCCGAGAACGGAUUCUGGUUUGCCGCCGCGGCCAAGGGACAGACGACAGUCACCAUAUUCGACCUGCGGAAAGAGGGACCUGCAGCAGCGGCCAAGGUGCUGGAGACGGGGGGCCCGGUACAAUCGCUGACGUGGGACUACACGGGGCAGUUUCUGGCGACGGCUGGCGCGUCUGGCCUGACGGUGCAGCAGUAUGCCAAGUCGAGCAAGAAGUGGAGCGAGCCCCUGAGGAACUCGGCGGCUGCCGUGGCGGUACGAUGGGGAGCGUCAGGGAAGAAGCUGGUGGCGGUGAAUGGCAAGGGCGUGGUGACGGUGUACGGUGCCAAGGAAGGAUGA